CAUCCAAGCUCUUGAUACAUUAAUAUACUUCUUAUUCACAAUUACAACGUACGACAACCUGAUCCGGCUGAAAGAUGAAAAGUUCGAUAAAAUUAUUACAAGCAAGAGGUUGUACAGUCUAAACUUUGCUACACUUAACAAACAGUGUGAGGUAAAGCAUGAUCACGUGGGCGCUGCUGGCGGUGCUGGUGGUGACGGCGUUGCUGUACUCCCGAUGGCGUCACAGCUACUGGUCCUCGAGGGGCGUGCCGACAGCACCCGGCUCCAUCCCCUUCUUUGGACACACGUUCAAGUUUCUCUCCAGGAGCAAGUACCGGUGGCUGGUUGUUGACGAGAUGUACUAUAAUCAUAGAGGCUCAUUGUUCUGUGGCUUGUAUGAGCUCUUCCGGCCAUCUCUUCUGCUUGGUGAUCCUGAUUUGCUAAAGGCUGUUCUGAUUAAGGAUUUCGACCAUUUCGCUAAUCGGCGGUCUUUUAAGUCGACUAAUCCCAAAGAUAAAAUUGUUAACGAAAUGAUAACCUCGGCCACAGGUGAACACUGGAAGGGCAUUCGGUCAGUUCUAUCUACUAGUUUCACGUCAGGGCGGAUGAAGGGCAUGUUCCCUUUAAUAGAAGCCAAGGCCCAAGGUUUGAUUGAUUACCUCUACAGACAGCUGAAAAAGGACCCAGUAGUACGCAUGAAGCACAGUUUUGGUAUGUACACGUUGGAGGUCAUAUCAUCAUGUGCCUUUGGCUUGGAGACAAAUUCAUUUGAGGGAGACGAUAGCAUCUUUGCCCAAAAAGCCUUAGAACUGUUUAUAAUUAAGCCUCUGAGGCAUAUGCAAAUAAUGUUCCUAAUUACGUUUCCCAAGCUCGCAACACUUCUAAAUAUUCAGUUAUCACAUGAAAACAUGGAAUUUUUCACUGAUGUUGUAAUUGAGACAAUGAAGCAGAGAAAGGCAGGUGCGAAGAGAGGAGACUUCUUAGACAUAAUGCUUGAGGCCAGAGAAGAUCAAGAUCAAAGUACUGACAAAAAGAAACCCAAGUAUCCUUUGAGUGACGACACCAUCAUAGCAUCUUCAGUCCUCUUCAUAAUUGCCGGGUACGACACCACAGCCAACACCCUCGGCAUUGCAUCCUUCCUCUUAGCUAAACACACCAAGGAGCAGGAACUUCUUCGAGAGGAGCUGAGGAAGCUGAUUGCAGAGCACGGGUCUCUCACAUACCAGGCGAUUAUAGAAGCCAAGUACCUGGAGGGCUGUGUAUCAGAGACCUUGAGAAUGUACCCGCCUGUUCCUAUAAAUGUAAGAAGCUGCACUAUGGAUUAUAACCUUCCAGGAACAGACCUUGUCAUCCACAAAGGACAAUCGAUAUUAAUCCCUGUCUGGAGCCUCCACCACGAUCAGAAGUACUGGCCAGACCCUGAGAAGUUCGACCCAACGCGCUUCUUUCCUGAGAAUAAGGACAGGAUUGUGAGUGGGACUUACCUUCCCUUUGGCCUCGGUCCCAGGAACUGCAUAGCCAUGCGGUUUGCUCAGAUGGAGGCAAAGCUGGCCCUGGCGAGGACCGUGCUGGAGUUCGAGCUGAGGUGCGCCCCCGGCCACGAAGAGCUGGAGAUGAGCUUCACCCCCGGGAUUAUGCGGCCGAAGGAGGACGUGUUUGUCACCCUAACGCCCGUUGCCAAAGAAUGAAAGUGGGACUACUAGGUUAAUUUUCCACUUGUCAUGUUUAAUAAUAUGAAAUGUAUUCACAGGUGUGCUAAUGCUUUGAUUGUGAUAUAGGAUCAUAUAUACUGCAAACCAGAAGUAGACUUUGUAUAGUAAUUGUAGAUACUUUGUAAACAAAACAACUUGUAUUUCACUCACCAUUGACAGAGAUGACAUUUAACUACACUGUGUUUAGAAUAGAGUAUUACAGUUAUAAUUGUUUUUCAUUCUGUUAUUUUCUUUGGUUAUUAAAAUGGCAAAACAAUAGCAAUUCACCGAAUCUUUGUGCUAAGUAUGUAUAAAUAAAGGUAUAUGGACAACA
Messenger RNA from Penaeus chinensis, 2004 nucleotides. Its product is annotated as cytochrome P450 6k1-like. The transcript is spliced from 7 exons. The record is from RefSeq and is a predicted model, not a curated record. Gene Ontology annotation, molecular function: monooxygenase activity; heme binding; iron ion binding. The coding region runs from base 159 to 1667 and encodes 502 amino acids. NCBI's taxonomy places the organism in Eukaryota, Metazoa, Arthropoda, Malacostraca, Decapoda, Penaeidae.